UAUCUCAUUAAAAGAAGGGUUUAGUUAUCUUUUAGAGUUCUUGAAAAACUGGUUUUCCAGAAAACGGGGUCUUCAAGAGUCAUGGGCCCGAAUCCUUUUAGGAUUUUCUUAGUCUCACUGAGUCCUACUCAUAGCCAAAAUAUGGAGUCAAACGGCGUCCGACAGUUGGAUAGGUUCCCUCGUAAGCAUCACUUCAUAACGUGUUCCUCUUUGUCUCUAUCUUUCAGGCUCCACCCGUUACAUUCCAUGUGAUUGGUUUCGGUGAAGUUAACGAUCAAUUUCUCAAUCAAAUUCGGACAUUCGGUACACGUCAAGGUCUAUUUCGUUAUUCAACAGAAUCAAGAGAAUUACAGAACAAUUUCAAUGACAUGUUUGAGUACGCAUUGAAUGUUCGUGAAUUCACUAUUAAACUGUCAAACGGGAAAAGUUACAGCAUGUAUAGUAGUGAGCGUGAAACAAUUGGUUUUCUAACCGACGAUGAUACGGAUCUCAGCUCAGUUACAGAGUUGACUGUAACCGAUGAUGCAGGAGUAACGCAAAACUUUAGCUUAACCCAAAUGCAAAAUAUUCGUCCACUAAAUUCUGUACGCGCGCUAAAUUUGGUUUCACCACAAAAUGAAGAACAGGUGAAAUCGAUACAAACAUAUUUGAAUACAAUUCAAAUUACAAACAGUAAAAAUUUGAUGGAACGCUUGGAAGUUGAACAGAUUUACAAAGAAAUCGAUGAACGAAUGAUGAAAUAUCGUCAACUUUUUACACAGCUGAAAAUGAAUCAAGUACCUGAGCGUGUGAAGCUACAACUGAGUGCAUUGAGACACGAUGCAGUGUUUACUAAUGCACAACGAAAGAAAAUAUUAGACUUGAGAAUAAAUAAAAAUGCUGAUUAUUUCAAAAAGACAGACAUCAGUGGAAUACUACAAGGUUAUAAAGAUUCAAUUACACCGGAUACAUGGCAGACGAUCAAGGAACAGAAACAAGAUUGGAUUGACAUCUAUUCAAAAGACGAUAUCUAUGAAAUUAUGCGAAAGUCACCUGAUAAUAUUUUAUGCUUAGGUAUUCUCGUUCAACGUGACGAAGAAGUUAUUACCGGUCCUACAAAAGGUUUAACACUUUUGUCUGUUACAAACACAAUUAUUUCCUACGACUCAUUCAUCAAUGCAAUGAACGUGGCUAAAAACAACCAACAACAGCAGCAACAAUCAUCAGAUCAACAACAGGUACAGGGAAAGUUCGCUACUCUGAACGAUGUAUAUUGUGUAGCUGGUGCUCUGUCGAAUGAACGAAUUAAUGCCGUGAUUCCACUGUAUAUCAACGAUGAACACAUGAAACGAAUUCGAAUUUUGGAAGGUAUUUGGCUCGGUUACCUUUACACGCUAGACAGUUAUGGAUAUGACAAACAACAAGAGGUUGGUCUCUUGAAAUUGCUCUAUCAAAUCAUACAGCAACGUACACACACACAGCGACAAAAACAGAUAUUAACUGAACUUGAAAAAGUCUGCCAAUUUAUUAUCAGAGAGUCACUGGGUUUUAAAACAGCUGAACAACAAGGCGAGAAGACAUAUGAAAGACUAUUGAAUCGUACGCCAAUUAGUCAAGAAUAUGAUCUCUGUAUACCGUUGAUGAUUGGGUAUUUGAAAAAUGAUUUAAACAAUGUUCUUCUACCAAUUUACUACGAGUAUAUGAGACAAGAGUAUCAAAAGAAAUUUAAACAUAGGUCAUUUGAAGCUAAACAAGCGGUAGAAAAAUUAAUCUAUGGUUGCGAAGUAAAACAUGAGACAAUGACUGUAAGUGCACAGAAUCAAAGCAACACUGGAGAAAUGAAUAAAAAUGAUCCAGAUCACAUUGAAAAAAGUUUUAUCGCCUAUUAUCACGAUGAAUUGACUAGACCUAUUGAAUUGAUACCAGAAAAGAUGGCUACAAAUGAAAACAGUAGACCACUGAUACGGGAAGAAUGUGAAUUGGAAUAUAUUAAAAGUUUUCUAUUACCAACACCAGACUUCAUUAAAACUGUAUUGAAUUAUUGUGGAAUUGAUGAAGAUUACAUUGAAAAACAUUUAGAUUACAAUCAUUUGAGAUGGGAAUUAUUAAUUACACUUCACUAUUUGAUUAAUUUCGAUACAAAUAGUGGAGGAUUACAGAAUUUGCCCAGUGAAGAAAAAAUUCUGAAAGUAAUUGAUGAACGAUUAGAAGGUGCAAAAGAGCGUACUGUCAACUACGAUUGCUCAUCAGAAAAUGUUCAUCUUGUCAGUUACGUUAUUCUCAACUGUAAGACACUUGAAGGUUUUGGUGGACUUAUGCGUAAAUAUUGUUCACAACGCUGUGGUCCAAUAUUUACCGAAGUGAUUAAACAACUAAUUUUAUUAGACGAUGACGACAACAACACUGUUGCUGUGACAAAGAAAGAUAAACUCGCUGCUCUCUUUAGAAAUCAAAUUUCAACAGCAACAGUAGAAAAACCACUUUACGAGGACGAAGCUAUGAAAGGCUGGCGUUGGAAUUCAGAAGAUGAAAGUCAAAUUGAAAGAUUUAAACGAUUUAUUGACACAAGAGCCAUUACAGACAUUGAAUAUGAAAACUGGAACAGAUCAGACGAUAUUGAAAAAUCAGUUUUCUAUUGUUAUCGUCCACGUCCUCCCAAAAAAAGACAAAAACAUCGUUUUAUUUUGUUUUAA
This is a messenger RNA of Didymodactylos carnosus, 2672 nucleotides long. The record is from the annotation of a GenBank genome assembly. NCBI's taxonomy places the organism in Eukaryota, Metazoa, Rotifera, Eurotatoria, Philodinida, Philodinidae.